Molecule: messenger RNA, 513 nt
Organism: Ananas comosus (pineapple)
Lineage: Eukaryota; Viridiplantae; Streptophyta; Magnoliopsida; Poales; Bromeliaceae
Product: protein LURP-one-related 12-like
Exons: 3
Coding region: 46-513 (155 amino acids)
Source: RefSeq, a predicted model, not a curated record
UGUUUUCAAGUGCGAGCAAGUUGAGUUGGUAUUGUUUAGUAAUAGAUGGAGAUGGAGAUGGCGAUGGAGAUGGCGAUGGCGAUGGCGAUGGUAGCCGUGGUGGGGGAGGAGUACUGCGCUGAGGGAGAGCGGGAGCUGACGGUGCGGAAGACGUCGGUCUUCUACCCGGGCGACGGCUUCGCUGCCUACGACCACCGGACGGGCGACCUCGUCUUCCGCGUCGACACCUACGCCCUCGCCGACCGCCGCCAGAUGAUGAAGCAGCUCGUCCUCAUGGAUCCCCACGGCGCCUCCAUCCUCACCGUCCGCCGCAAGUGGCCCAGCCUGCACCAGCGGUGGGAGGGGUUCAAAGGAGAGCGAAUCGAAGGCCAGAAGCCUCUCUUCACCGUCAGGAGAUCCUCCAUCUUCGGCGGCGAUCGCAGCGUCAAAGAAAAAACCGCUGGCCUUCAGAUGUGUGGUGUGGAAGGAAAGGGUGAACGGGUGACCCAAACUGCUGACUUGGCUUACGACUAA